AUGUCACUCAUCCCGCAACCACAUUCGGUGACCCUUCACGAUGGCCAUGUCGAGCUUCCCAGUCUGGAACACGUCGUGGCUGAGGUUGACCCCUCGCUGCCAUCCGAAGGUUACACACUAGAUGUCUCGACAGCCUCGGGAGUCCAUAUCAAGGGCGGAUCAGAGGUUGGCAUCUUCUACGGCAAACAGACCCUUCGGCAACUCCUCCCGGCGUCUGCGCUACGGAAAGCUGGUGCUUCUACCAAGGGACCGUGGAAGCUGCAGGCCCAGCGUAUCUCAGAUGCACCGUCGUCAGGUCUGCGCUGGAGAGGAUGUAUGCUGGAUGUGGCACGACAUUUUAUGCCCGUUCCGGAUGUGCUGCGAUUCAUUGAGUUGUUGACUUUCCACAAGCUCAACAUUCUGCAUUUCCAUCUUACGGAUGACCAGGGCUGGCGGAUUGAUAUCCCUGCUUGGCCACGACUCACGACGGUGGGAGCCUAUCGUGCGAGAUCCAUGCAAGGCUCAAGACAGCACCAGAUUUAUGAUGCAAGGCCGCAUGGGGGUUUCUACUCGGCGAAUGAUCUACGUGAAAUAGUUGCAUUCGCAGCAGAGAGGCACAUCACUGUUAUUCCCGAGGUGAAUAUGCCGGGACAUAUGCAGGCUGCCAUCGCAUCCUACCCAGAGUUGGGAAAUACGGAUGUCGAGGGCCGAGAUCAGCAUGUCCUGGUGCGUGAUUCCUGGGGCAUCUCGAAGCAAGUGCUCAACGUGUCAGACUCGACGCUAGACUUUUGCCGCUCGGUACUAGACUUUGUGUGCGACAUCUUCCCAUCCAAGACGAUUGGCAUUGGUGGCGAUGAAGUCCCGUACGACGAAUGGAAGAACAGUCCCGCAGCACAGUCUCGCAUGAAGCAGCUGGGCUUGGCUACCGAGUCAGCCCUCCAAGGAUGGUUCAUGGAACAAAUGGCAGUCCACCUCGCCAACCGUGGCAGACACGCCUACGCAUGGGACGAAAUCAUGGCCGGUUACACUGGUCCCGUUGAUUCCGUACAGAUUGCCGCGUGGAGAGGACCCGGACCGACAGCCAUAGCCGCUCAACGUGGUUUCGACGUCGUGACCUGCCCAGACGUGAAUGCCUACCUCGACUACCGCCAGUCAGAUGAGCCAGGGGAGCCAACCCCCGUGGGAACGCUGCUGACACUAAAGGACAUCUACACCUUCCACCCUGUGCCGGAGACGCUGAAGCCCGAAGAGGCGGCUCACGUUGUCGGCGCCCAGGUCAACGUGUGGACGGAACACAUGGAGAGCGCACGCCGUGUAGAGUACAUGGUGUUUCCUAGACUGUGCGCCUUUGCUGAGGUAGUUUGGGGAAGUGGCGGUGGCAGCGAUGGCUUUGAUGGGUUCUGCAAGAGGCUUGAGGACCAGCACUUUGGGAGACUGGAAGCACUUGGUGUUAAUUAUCGGCCGCAUACGGGACCACGGCCGUGGGAUGGACGGCCUGAUGCGCCUGGGAAACCGGAGUCGAGGGCUGAGCGCCUUGCGCAUAUUGAUGAGAUAACUGCUGAUCUGCAUAGGAAGCAGGCUUAA
This is a messenger RNA of Pochonia chlamydosporia 170, 1563 nucleotides long. Its product is annotated as sugar hydrolase. Gene Ontology annotation, molecular function: beta-N-acetylhexosaminidase activity. Gene Ontology annotation, biological process: glycosaminoglycan metabolic process; carbohydrate metabolic process. The transcript has a single exon. Lineage: Eukaryota; Fungi; Ascomycota; Sordariomycetes; Hypocreales; Clavicipitaceae. Gene Ontology annotation, cellular component: membrane. The record is from RefSeq and is a predicted model, not a curated record. The coding region runs from base 1 to 1563 and encodes 520 amino acids.